This is a messenger RNA of Habropoda laboriosa, 2333 nucleotides long. RefSeq lists its product as uncharacterized. Gene Ontology annotation, molecular function: protein binding. Lineage: Eukaryota; Metazoa; Arthropoda; Insecta; Hymenoptera; Apidae. The record is from RefSeq and is a predicted model, not a curated record. The transcript has 5 exons. Bases 330 to 2333 code for a protein of 667 amino acids.
CUGGCUGGCUGGCUGGCUGGCGCGUCUCUCUCGCCUGUCGAAAUGUAAGCACAAUGUGAGGAGAGAGUUCCACGGGAAAGUGUAGCGGUGACGAGAAGUGGUGAAGCAGUAAACCGCCGAGCGCGCUCCGCGAUACGCCCUGAGAAUCACCUCUUCUUCUUUUCUUUUUUUCUUUUUUUCUCUCCUCUCCAACAAACACCUCUCUAUCCACGUUACGAUUUUCUAUUCGACAGAAAUACAACAAUCCCUUGCUAUACUAUAAAAAAAGCUUCCCUGAACCGAUCGAUCUCCGUACGUUCUCUGUUCCGUACCUCUGUUCCGAAGGAAACAUGAACAACUCGCCGCAGAAUACCGAGGUGGCCGGGCAACAGCACCGUACCGGCGGCGUUGAGAACAGCGACGAGGAGGAAUGGAGUGGUGUCGUGGAAUGUGUAAUGUUAUUACAUCGACUCGUGUAUCGAAAGAAUGAUUUUUAUUUGCUGAAACAGCCUUCCUCGAGCAGUUUCUUGUUGCCCAUUUCGAGUUGUUUUUCGUGGUCAAGGAAAUUCUGUGGGUUGCACAACGCUGUCCUCGAGAGGUCAAAGUCAGAUCGUGUGACACGAGCGGAUGAAGAUAGACGUCGCCGUACCAUUAUCGUCGAGAAGAAAAAUGGCACGUACGGUUUCACGUUACAGAGCUAUGGGAUUCAUUACAAAAGGGAGCAAGAAAUCGAGAUGGUCACGUAUGUGGACUACGUCGAGUACGACGGGCCAGCUUUCAAAGCUGGUAUGCGAGAAGGUGACGUGAUAUUAUCGAUAAACGGCCACGAGAUGGACAGAGCUGAUCACAAGACGUUGGUGAAUUUCAUAAAGAACUGUGAUACCAGGAUGCGUAUGGUCGUGUCCUUCGAAGACUGUGUGAGAAAGGUGGAAUUGCAUAUGCGUUAUAUCGAGUUACAACGUGCACUUCAAUCGCGCCUCGGUGAACUGGAGAGACUGUGCGAGAGGGAACGGUCUAUUCUCAUGGGUCGAUGGAAAACCCAUUCACUGCCAGCACGCAAGAGAACGCCUAACAGCGUGAUCACGAGUAACCCUAAUCAGCAAUCGCCGUCGUCCAGUUUCAAUUCUUCCACGAUUCAAUGUUGUCGGCCGGCUACGUCCACGGAACAUCUGCUCCUCUACAACGUGUUUCCUGACGGAAGACCAUGCUUAGUACCACGGAACGCUGCCUGUCUGGUAACAGUAGGUCCACCUCGUUCGCGAAGCGAUCACCAUCAUUUCCUCUCCAAGAUGUCGAGCGAAUCAGGUGUGUCAACUUCGUCGCGACACAGUUAUCAUCAGGCGAACGGGAUGAACAGUACGCCAGCCAAAUCGAAAUCGCACAAAUCCUGUCAGCAACAACAGCAACAAUCAAGCACAAGUGGUGAUCCGCCACCUCAUCAUACUCAACCACAAAAUAGCCUAUGCCUCGCUUGUAUAUCGAGCGCCAAUCGUCGUAGAGAACAAUCAGACAAUGGUAGUUUGGACGCGUAUGAUUUAGCCAGUCCUUGCUGCGAUCCAAACUGCGUACCUAGUCGUAGACGUAGAGAAAAGCAGAGAAGAGCAAGAAAUGAACAGAAUCAUCAUCAGCAGCAGCAGCAGCAACAACAACAGCAACCACAACAACAAGUGCAACAUCAUCACGUGCAACGAGAACAAUCGCAACAAGCGCAGCAGCAGCAACAUGGCGCGCAUAACUGCUCGCGCACCUCUGGACACAGUCUUCACUCUAUUACUAGUAGCGACGUCUCGACGGCGGCUGAAAGCGUUGCCUCUUGUUCGACGAGCCUAAGCACAGAUACCCUUUAUUGGGAUCCGAGCGUUCAUCAACGACCACCACCGUGCCUUCAGUACGCCAAGCCAAAGUCCUGGGAUAAUCUGACAACAAAGGCGUUCGGUGGUUAUGGUUUUGGUUAUGGUUAUCUAGACACGGCUACAAUUAAAACACAUAGCGCCGAGCGGCCAGGAAAAAGCGCGCAUGGCAGAGCGAAAACACCAACGGGUACCGUUCAAAGGAGAACCAGCAGUAGCACCACGUAUUCAGGCAGUUCUACCAGACACUUUCAACCAACAAAGUCUACGGAAAGUUUGUUGAUACCGCCCCCUUAUCAAGGUGAAUUAGACGCUAGUUUAAGCUGCGAAUGUUUGGACGGGCCAGCACCACGAUGUGUGCCGGUGAUUCAAAUGGAGAAGCACAAUCGACAGGAGGAGGCUGGAUAUAUUAUCAGUACGCACACUCAAGUUCGACAUCGUCGGUCUAGCCAUUCAGAUGGAAAACUAAGGGCUCUAAAUAAUUCCGAAGUGACGCGCCUGUAA